AUGGGGAUCCUUGACGAGGUCGAGGACGUGGUGCGGCAGUGCCACCCCCGACCUAUUGUAGUUGCCGGGGACUUCAAUGCCCACUGUACGGAGUGGGGUUGCCGUCACCGGCAGGGGGAUCCCCGGAGGGGCGACGCCGUGAUCGGUUGGGCGGCGGGACUCGGCCUCCUGUUGAUGAACAGAUAUGUUCUCUGGGCCCUCGGUCCCCGAGCCCCUCCGCAGGUGCUGGACUGCCGCCCUAGGGGGGAACCAGGAUUCCCCCCACCGAGAUGGGCCCUCAGUCAACUCGAUGCGGAUAUGUUCCGGGCGGCCGCCCUCGCAGCCACUUGGCACCUUGAUGAGAGGGCAGGUGAGUGGGAAACUAGCCCCCUGGAAGGGGCUAGGAAACUGGUGGGCAUCGUAACGUCAGUCUGCGACGUUGCGAUACCCCGAUUCCACCCCCGUCGGCGCCGGGCUGCUUACUGGUGGACGGCGCACAUCGCUGAAUUGCGAAAGGCUGCCGUCCGAGUUAGACGGGAGUCUACCUGGGCCCGGCGACACGACGAGGAAGCUGUGAGGGAGAGGGAGGGCUAUCUCCAGGCGAGAGAAGCCCUUAAGGCUGCCAUGGUCGAGGCUAAAAAGGGAGCCUGGGAGCAACUGGUGAACUCCCUGGAUGAAGACCCGUGGGGGUGCCCGUACAAGCGGACGGUCGGAAGGAUCCGUCCGUGGGCGCCGCCGCCGACGGAGUCGAUGGACCCCCAGGACCUUGAAGAGCUCCUAAACACCCUCUUUCCGAGGGUGGAGAUGUGCCCCCCUCGGAUCCCAAUCCCCGAGGAGGAGGACUGGGACGAGGACUUGGGGGUCAAUCCAGAGGAGUUCGCCAGAGCCAGGAAGAAGCUGGGGGCCAAGGACAAGGCCCCUGGUCCCGACGGCAUUUCUGGCCGCGCCUGGGCUCUCGCCCUCGGCGAAGGGAGCAUGCCCGCAGCCAUGAGGGGUAUGAUCAACGGUUGUCUCAAGGAGGGGGUCUUUCCCCAGGAGUGGAGGAGGGCGAAGUUGGUCCUCCUCCCGAAGGCGAGCGAGACGCCUGACGGACCGCCGGCCUACAGGCCGAUUUGCCUGCUGGACGAGGCGGGCAAGAUGAUGGAGCGCAUCGUUGCGGACCGCCUCGUGCAGCAUAUGUCCUCAGAGGGGCCGGACCUCCACGACAGGCAAUACGGGUUUAGGCCCGGACGGUCAACACUGGACGCCGUCCAGUACGUCCGGGACCUGACCCACACCGUCGUGGAGGAGAGGGGUUGUCGGCGUAUCCUUAGAUAUCACCAAUACCUUCAACACCCUGCCCUGGCCGGAGAUUGGGCGGAUGCUCGAUAUUGCCACGAGUUUGUGUCGUCAGACGAAUUGGAUCUUAUGUGGCGAGCACCUCAGGGUGUUAGUCGCACUCAGCAACACCGGUCGCGCUGGAUUUGGCAGCCGUCGGGGCGCAGUGCGCGUUAUGAAUCUACUUCACAAGUCAAGUCGAGGAAAGAAAGUAUUGCCUCGCCCAUCACUUGUAAUCCACUUGUAAUCUAUGACGAAAUAGAAAGAGUAAACUUCGAACACUGGCACAAGUUGCAAAUCAAUGGCUCAAAAACAAUGGCUCAAAGCAAACACUUCAUAGUUGAAGAUGUUAUAAGGCAACCGCAGAACUAA
Harpegnathos saltator (Jerdon's jumping ant) is the source of this 1668-nucleotide messenger RNA. RefSeq lists its product as uncharacterized. The record is from RefSeq and is a predicted model, not a curated record. NCBI's taxonomy places the organism in Eukaryota, Metazoa, Arthropoda, Insecta, Hymenoptera, Formicidae. Bases 1 to 1668 code for a protein of 555 amino acids. Gene Ontology annotation, molecular function: catalytic activity. The transcript has 4 exons.